AUGCACAAUAAUAAAUAAAGUAAAGCAGUAUUGUUGCUCAAAGAUUUUCGGAAUAAUUACCAUUGUAAAGUAUCACUUUCUAUGUUUUUUUUGUGACUUACUUAUUUUUUCUUCUCAUCAAUUUCAUCAUGAUGAGGAGGCUCAGAUGAAAAAACAUGGCACAACUCGCUAAAUUUACGAGGAGUUUGCUGAUGACGUUAAGUCGCAGGCCUACAGUCACCGAGAUCGCCAUAAGUACCAGAGAGCACCAUCAGCGUCUAUGUGCUAUUGCUACAAGAAUAGCAAUUACUUGUCACAAAAAGAUAUGCUCGGCUUGUCGUUGGUAUGAAAAUUCGAGCGGGUAUUCGAGUUAUGCAAGAGCACACCAGACUAAAGCACCGAUUUUGCUAGGAGCCAGUCUCGGCUUUCUGGGCUUGUUCUUCAAGAAAAACGAUGAAGAAAAGGAGCCCGAACUUGUGACAAGUAUCAAAAGAUCCGUGCUCUUGAUUCAGAGAGGUGAAUACAAAAAAGCAGAGCAAAUGCUGCAUUUAGCUUUGCGACAAGCACAAACUGUUGAGAACGAACAAGGGGUCACUUAUAUCUAUGAUCUAAUGGCAAACUUAGCUUUUGAAAUUGGAGAAUAUGACAAAGCUCAAAAGUUGUAUACAACUGUCAUGCAGAGAUUACUAAUGGAUGGAGUGCCACAAGAUGAUCUAAGAAUUGUUACCAUGAGCUUAAAAUUAGCAAAGAUAUUGGAGCAUAAGGGAGAUUACAAUAAUGCAGAAAAUGGCUACAAAUAUUGUUUAAAGAUCUUGCAAGAACACAUUGAUCAAGGAACAAAAGAUCUUGAUAUUAUGAAUAUUUCGGCUAUGAGCCUAGAUUGGUAUGCGCACUUGUUAUUAAAUAUGUCAAGAUAUACUGAAGCCAUGAGACAUAUGAAAAGUGCUUAUGAAUUAUGUGUAAGACUUAAUGGAGAGGUCCACGAGCAAAGUGUUAUUCUUUUGAAUGAUUUAGGAUCUAUAAGUUUUACAAAAGGUAAUUUAGAUGAUGCAGUAGAUUACUUAACUAAAGCUGUUGUAACAGGAGAAAAGUUGGCAGAAAUGGAUGACAUCGCUUCCAUCCAUGUGAAUUUAGGAAAUGUUUAUAUAAAAAAAGGUUUACUAGAUGAAGCUAAAAAAUCUUGUUUGAAAGGAUGGAAGUUGUCGAAAAAAACAAAAAAUGAUGAAUCUAUGGGAGAAGCAAAACUGUGUCUUGAAGAAAUAAAGAAGUUAUUAACAAAGUAAAAAGCUGUGGAAAAUAUUCUGAAACAUUGCUUUAUGUAUAUAACAAUUUUUUUAAUUUGGACAAGAACAUUAUAAAUCUAGUCUAUAGGAACAACGUCGUUAAUAUAGAUUUUUAAUUGUAAGAGUUGAAGAGUGCUAAAUAUUUUUUUAGAUCCGUUACGUAAUAUUUUCUGUAUAUAUUUACAUUAAUUUUGGCUCAUGUAUACUUAUUUAAAGCUUUCUGAACAAACAAAAUAGUUGAAUUUUCAAAUAUGUACGGUAUAGAAAAUAAAACAAAUUUAACUCGA
Molecule: messenger RNA, 1549 nt
Organism: Copidosoma floridanum
Lineage: Eukaryota; Metazoa; Arthropoda; Insecta; Hymenoptera; Encyrtidae
Gene: Ttc19
Product: tetratricopeptide repeat domain 19
Biological process (GO): mitochondrial respiratory chain complex III assembly
Cellular component (GO): mitochondrial inner membrane
Molecular function (GO): protein binding
Source: RefSeq, a predicted model, not a curated record